GAUAGAUUUCAGCUUCGAUGGUGGGCAGAACGGCCAAACUUUUUAUCAUCUAAGGUUCUUAUCAUCACCUGCCCAGCCUUCAGAAGAAGAAACCUGAUCAAGAGAUGAGAGGCUUUGAGAGGAGAGGGGUGAGGCAAUACAACAGAUCGGAAGCCCCUCGCAUGCGAUGGACCGAGGAGCUCCACCGCCAUUUCAUCGAAGCUAUCGACUGUCUUGGGGGACAGAAAAAGGCAACACCAAAGCGUAUUUUACAGUUGAUGGGAGUGAAAGGACUGAGCAUAUCUCACGUUAAAAGUCAUCUGCAGAUGUACAGAAGCAUGAGCAAUCCUGCCAACCUCCACGACUUUCCAUCCACGACCAACCUGAACAAGCAAAAGAGGGUGCAGCAAUGCCAUGUCGAUGCCUAUAAUUCAAGUAAUUGUGAAACUCCACAUCUAAACUGCAGCCUCAGUCGCAUACAGUCACUUCAAAGACGAUCAUUUGAAGAACUGAUGAGAGAUUGGGCAAUGAAGAACAUAGCUUAUGAUUCAGAAACUGACUUCAGACAAACAAGGGAUGCAGUGAGCCAGCACAACCAGUUGGUUCAGCCGGGCUAUCCUCUUGAAAGAUGUUCCAGGUUCGAGGGCCAAUGGCGGCGAUCAGAUCAUGUUUCUCAAAUAGAAAUGCCUGAGAGAACAAUAGACUGCGAGCUGACUCUUUCAUCCUUAAACUAUCGGAUGCAGAAGGGUGGGGAAGAAACAAGUGAGCUGGGAUCAAGCAUCGAGUUCGAUACCAGCGAAGAGGUCCCCAUUUCAAGAAACACAAGCCAUGAUGAUCCAACUGGGUGCAGAACUCCAGUUGAGAAGAGCCACUUGAACUUAGAACUGACAAUCUCAUUUCACAACACAUAAUUGUUCUGCAAGGAAAGAUUGUAGCAGACAGAUAACUUGAAGGCCUACAGUAUCUAGUUGGAUAGAGUGACCUUGUGGCGAAGCAGAUGAGAGUUCCUGGCAUGUGAGCUAAUAUCAAAGAGGUGUGAACCAAUUUUGUAGUAGAGACCAGGAUAUAUCUGAAUGGUACAGCUCUUUUCCACAGAAAAUAGGGAAUUUAUAGGGAAUUGAGAGAGAGAGAAACAGAGGGAGGAUGUUGUAGGCCACUUUGUUAGACAUGGCAGAACAGAAUUUACAUGUUGAGGUGCAUUUAGCCACUUUGUAUAGGCAUGGCAGAACGGUUUUAUAUAUACUGAAAUGCAUGUAUUCAUGUAUGUUUCGUUAUGUACAUUAUGCCACCAAUAUAUUCUAACUGAUAUUUUGUUCUGACAAAAA
Molecule: messenger RNA, 1304 nt
Organism: Phoenix dactylifera (date palm)
Lineage: Eukaryota; Viridiplantae; Streptophyta; Magnoliopsida; Arecales; Arecaceae
Product: myb family transcription factor MPH1-like
Molecular function (GO): DNA binding; DNA-binding transcription factor activity
Source: RefSeq, a predicted model, not a curated record